CAUCUUUUAGUUAUUUUUCUCCUAUUUCCUUGAGUUUUCACACCUUGUUAUAAUUUUCUUCAUAGUGGGGAUCACCCACUUCAGUACUUUUCAAAACUCUUCCCUUUAACAUCUUGAACUUUCAAUAGCUAACUAUUUUAUUAGCUAAAUCAAUUGUCUACCUUGCCAGUAGCCAGAAACUAGAAGCUGAAUCUUCCAUCAUAUACAGUCUUUCUUGCUUUAUAUUGUCAAUGAAACCAAGCCAUUCCCUCUCAGAUAGUAGUAGAUUGUGUUUCAUAGGAAUAAAUUCCAAUGGCAUAUAGACUUAGCAGAGGAAAAAGUAUUACUAGAGACAUGAUACUAUCAUACAUACACACUUUGAUCUCAUAAUGAUGCAAAAGCAAAAACAUUAGCAUCAAGUUCCAAUUAAGCACCCCAUGGAAGGUGUCUUCUCCCUCCCUGCAGCCGCCAGAAUUGAUUUCAUCCACUCUCUGGUGCAGUCUUUUGGCGGCUCAUACAUUUGCCUAUGGUCACAUGAUGCCAUGUCACCAAAUCGUUUGUCCUUCUUGGAUGGUUUCUACAAUGUAAGCAACAUUAGCCAACCAAGCUCUUCCCUUGGUACUCUGGCACCACAGCUUUUCAACCAGUUCCAGAGUUUAACAUUUGAUGUCAAUGAUGACCGUGUCCCUGGACUAGCUUUUAGGAAUCAGUGGCCCUACCUAGAGCUGCAACAAUUAGAACUUCUGAGACUGGCAUCCACAGAGUUACAAGCACAAUUCUAUCAAGAAGCAAGGAUCAAGACUGCUGUUUUCAUGGGGUGCAACAAAGGGGAAAUUGAGCUUGGUUUCUUAAACAUGUCUCAAGCAGACCUUCAAACAGCACUUAGGAGUUUGUUUCCAGAAGACUUUUCUAGACAAACCCAGCAAAUUGAUCAUAAUAAUCCACCAACAUCAUCUUCAUCUUCUUUAAGAUCACCAUCCACAGGCAGCCCUGAAUACUCAUCUCUGUUAUUCAACAAUAUUCCAGGCACUUCUUCUCAACCCCAUUUUCCUGAGACCCUUAGAGGAGCUCUGCCUCCAAUAAACCCAUCCACAAGCCCCCACCACCACCACCACCAACAACAAGCCAUUCAACUCCAAGCACUGGCUCAAACCACUCCAAUUCAAUUCCCUACUACUCCAAAUAUUGAACAUGAUGCAAUAAUGAGAGCAAUCCUCAAUGUUAUAUCUCCUGUACCCUCUCAGCAGCAGAACUUGCCUUACAUGGUGCAUCCAGAAGCUACUGCUUUCAUGAGGUAUAGUAAUAGACCUGAUCAUAUCACAUCCUCCCAAAUGGGGUCCAAUCUCAGAAGGCAAAGCUUGAUGAAGAGAUCAUUUGCAUUCUUUAGAAGCUUGAACUUUGUGAGAAUGAGAGAAAGGAAUCAAGCAACGCGUCCCUCUAGCACCCAGCUGCAUCAUAUGAUCUCAGAGAGAAGAAGGCGUGAGAAGCUGAAUGAGAAUUUUCAAGCACUCAGAGCACUGCUUCCUCCAGGAACUAAGAAAGACAAAGCUUCCAUUCUGAUAACAGCAAAGGAGACAUUGAGCUCUUUGUUAGCUGAAAUUGACAAGCAAGCCAAAAGAAAUCAGGAGCUGACGUCACUAUUUCCAGCCAAAGAAUCUACAACUGAAGGAACCAAAGCCACCCUAUCAUCAUCAUCAAAUGAAAGAUUCAGUGUCCAAGUUUCAAAUGUACUAGAAUCAAGCUCAUCUGAAGAGAGAACGGUGGACUUGCAAGUGAAUUUGAGAGGACAAAUUUCUCAAGCUGAUGUGUUGAUUCGAUUAUUGGAAUUCUUAAAACAGGUUCACCAUGUGAGCUUGAUUUCCAUGAGCACAAAUGCAGAAGGGAAUGCCAUUCAUCAACUAACCUUCAGGCUAAGGAUUAUUCAGGGAAGUGAAUGGGACGAGCUUGCCUUCCAGGAAGCAGUGAGAAGAGUGGUUGCUGACUUGGCACAGUGCCAAGUGGACCAAUAGUUAUGAGGGACCUACAUCGAUCACCACUUAUCUUUAAUUUAUACUGUAGCAGUUUUUAUGAUAUGUUGGUUUCAUAAUUAAUUGGUCUUAUUAAGUUAGUCCAUUACUACUACCAAAUUUUUGUGUUCGUUUCACGUGAAACGAAUAUUGAUGUAUAUUAAUUUUAAGCAAAUGAAAAUGCACACAUGGAAUUGCAUGUC
This is a messenger RNA of Lotus japonicus, 2188 nucleotides long. RefSeq names its product putative transcription factor bHLH041. The transcript has 8 exons. The record is from RefSeq and is a predicted model, not a curated record. The coding region runs from base 417 to 1988 and encodes 523 amino acids. NCBI's taxonomy places the organism in Eukaryota, Viridiplantae, Streptophyta, Magnoliopsida, Fabales, Fabaceae. Gene Ontology annotation, molecular function: protein dimerization activity.